AUGGAGUCCACCGAAAAGAACGAGAAGGACAACGUCACACCAUAUGCAAGGUCAAGAGCGCCAAACCUUCAACGAAAGUCGAGUCGGGGCCAGGCGUCGUCGCAGGACAGGCAUGGCAAGGUGUUUGCGGACCAUGAUCCCAGAACGAUCCGUGCAGUGACACCCGAUUCUGGAGCGUACACCACGUUUCGCGAUGACUCUGCCCAGGCCUCUCACGUUCGUUCUCCGGUCAUGUCAACAUCUCGAACCAAAAACUCCCAACGGCGACGCGAGGCUUCCGCAUCGGUUUCGAAUACUGACGAGGAGAGUACCAUUGACAAGAGGAGACGGAGAGCUCAGACAAGACCAGGUCCUAAGGAAGACUUACCGUUGGACACCUCACCUGGCUCUUUCAUUUCCAAGACCCGCAAACGACUUGGGUCUAUCACUACAGGCCCUGCACAGGGGCAGCGCGCCGAAGGAACUUAUGAGUCCAUCGGCUUCCCAUCAGUGGUGAAUGGCUCCGAGCUGUUGGCACAGGCCGAUCCUCGCAACCCACCCAGAACCCCGCGCCGGCCCUUCACACCUGAAGACAUGCCUUCUGGGAGUGCAACUACUGUCCGCUCUCCUAGGCUGCUCGACAUUGAUUCCGCUAGAAUCCUGCAUUUGAUGAAGACUACCUGUGGUCGGAUGCACGGAAUCUUGUUUUUCAGGCCCUUGCAUACGACGGCUUGGGCUUCCGGCUAUUGUGCUAUCAACGUAGCCCCGGGAAAUCUUGUUUGCCAGACGAAAGGAGAAGUCACACAAUCCAGAACAUUGAUCGCGGAUUUGAGGGGUUGCACAGUCAGGACUCACUAUGACCAAGAAACUCAGAGUACCUAUCUUAGUGUUUUGGUGGCGUCCUCCGGGACAGGCUACCAACUUCGUCCACCAGUGCCAGAGACAUUUGACUCUUGGCUUGCCGCCCUGCUAUGUUGGCAGCCUUUGAGACCGAAAGGAAUUCACAACAAAAUGACAAAACCUCAACCCGUUGGCAUGGUCGACAAGAAACCGGUGUCACAGAGGCGUGUAUCGGAUCUUUCCAGCCCAAAAAGCACCGCCAUCGUCAAGGUGGGAAAUAUGCUGCUAUGGGAUGGCGCCUUACCCUCAGGCUCGCAACUUGCGUCAUUCUGGAACGGUGCCGGUCGUACAGCCACCGAGUCGAACCCUCGCUGGCGCAAAGUCAGUUGUACCCUGCAUGAGAAUGGCACCUUGCGGCUGUUGGGAGACGUUGAUACUCAUGUGAUCUCUGUCACACAUCUGUCCCAGCUCUCUCGCUGUGCCAUCCAAAGGUUGGACGAAAGUGUGCUUCGAAUGCCGCGCUGCAUCGCGAUUUAUCCUCACUAUCGCGUCCAUGUGGCAUCCGCAACAGCGUCACGGCCCAUGGUCCUUUGCCUCGAAAGCAAUGUCGCUCUAGAAGCCUGGUUCGUUCUCCUCCGCGCCCUCACUGUGCCAGAACUGUACGGUCCAGAGCGACCUCCCUUCGACAUACCACAAGCCUCGGACAACAGUGCUCAAUACAAGAGCCAGCCGAGUCAGGGCAUGUUCCGAAUCGAACGUUCAUUGUCGGUAAAGAUAAUCGAAGCCAAGUUUAGUGAACGCUUUGCUCUGAAGGAUUCUCACGACUUCCACAAGCCGAAGGGCAAGUCGUUCGGUGGAGAACAGAGUACUAGAGAACGUGUUUACGCCGAGGUGUUGCUCGACAAGGAUCUGCGUGCCCGUACAACUACCAAGUCGGCCUUAUCUUCGGCCUUUUGGGUGGAAGAAUUCAACCUCGAAGAUAUUCCUGCUGCACUGUCAAAGAUUACAGUCGCAGUGAAGCUUGAGACCCCGGCUGAGAAAGAAUGGACAGCCAUUUCUGAGGGAUUCAAUGAAUUCUCUGCAGAGGCUGGGUAUCUGUCCGGCUUCAAUGGAUUGGAGAUUUCUUCUCACGAUCCAGUCUUCGGCAGACUCGAUGUACCACUAGACGAGCUGGAACACAAGCCUAUACUCGAGAAAUGGUGGCCUUUGUUCGACAACAAUGACCAUUCAGUUGGUACAAUAUUGGUACGCCUAGCACUCCAAGAGACUAUGGUGUUACUGGAGGAGGAGUACAGAGAGAUCUCCACGUUAUUGCAAAAUUUCUCCAACGGCUUGACCGUGCAUAUCGCUCAUUUUCUUGGACCAGAUCUUCGGCACCUGUCCAAUCUUUUGUUGGACAUUUUCCAAGCGUCUAGAUUGGCCAAUGAGUGGAUCAGCAACCUGAUCGAGGAGGAGAUUGAUGGCAUCUAUCGAGAUGGCCCUCCGUCGCGCCUGAGAUUCAGUGAUCGUAUCCAUUCCAACGACUCAUUCGAAUCCGCCGAGCAAAGAGAAGUUCUUGUGCGAGAUCUGAGCCGAUCCGCAACCAUGGAGGCGAAUUUGCUUUUCCGCGGCAACUCUCUUGUGACCAAGGUACUCGACGCACAUAUGCGCCGUCUCGGCAAAGAUUAUUUGGAAGAGGUCCUCGGGGAGAGGCUUCGAACGAUCCUUGAGCGGAAUCCAGACUGUGAAGUCGACCCGAACAGAGUCAGCCCCCGCGAACAACUUGACAAAAAUUGGGCGAAUCUGUUGUCCCUUACCAAAUCCAUUUGGAAGUCGAUAUAUGUCUCAGCAUCCCGUUGCCCGAUGGAUUUGAGAGUCAUCUUCCGCCUAGUACGGUCCUGUGCCGAGGACCGAUAUGGAUCUUUCAUUCGAACAGUCAAGUACACCAGUGUGUCGGGGUUUCUCUUUCUCCGGUUUUUCUGUCCCGCCAUCCUGAAUCCAAAGCUGUUCGGCCUCAUACAAGAUCAACCGUCGGACCGCGCGAAGAGGACAUUCACCCUGAUCGCGAAGUCUUUAAAUGUGCUUGCCAACACCGCACGUUUUGGAACCAAGGAGCCUUGGAUGGAGCCCAUGAAUAAAUUCUUGGCCGCCUCCACAAACGAGUUCAAAAGCUUUAUUGACGAAAUCUGUGCUGUCAGUUCUAUCCAAGUUGCAUCAGCAAGUCUGGAGCCUCAGUUUGCGGCACCAAAUCAGAUACGAAACCGGCUCCCGGCGGUGUCGCGAGAAGGAUUGCCCAGUCUACCAUUCCUACUGGACCACACCAAAUUACUGGCACAGCUCGUCGAUCUGUGGAUUUCUCGUGCUCCUGAAAAUAUCAGCGAAGUCACCAACGAUGAAGCUGUGCGCGCUUUCCAUACUCUUUGUGCGGGAUUGAAUCAGAAGACCAGAGAAUGUCUGAAAGCUGCCGAGCAAGCCGAGCGACCAGAUGAGAAUUCAGAGUCUACGUGGCAACAGCUGCUCACAGACCAGCAGCGAGCCAUCGCUCCGAAUCCGUUCGAUGCGCAGCCGAUGACGGCGGACGCGGAUGACGAAAUAACCGCACUACCACAAAUGGCCAGGUCCAUGAUUGACACAGAAUACACGGCUGCAGAGACGUCCCCGGGUGUGGGCGAGGCAGACAGUACGCCUUCGAGUUCGGCAUCUGUCGCCUGGGACAGACGCAUACCUUUUCCGUAUCGGGCGGCAGACGCUCGUUUGACCGACUCGACCAAUUCAUCAACCGCAUCCAUUGAUAUGAUGGAGGAGGGUCGCUCAAGACCCCUGCCGAGCAGCCGCGAUGGGACGUCGAAAAGUCGCCUGUUUGAGCUAAUGAGCUCUUCUUCCCGCAGGAAAGGAAAACCCGGAGACCAGCAUGAUGUGGAUGACGACGCAAAUGAAGUUUGA
Capronia epimyces CBS 606.96 is the source of this 3741-nucleotide messenger RNA. RefSeq lists its product as uncharacterized. NCBI's taxonomy places the organism in Eukaryota, Fungi, Ascomycota, Eurotiomycetes, Chaetothyriales, Herpotrichiellaceae. The coding region runs from base 1 to 3741 and encodes 1246 amino acids. The transcript has 2 exons. The record is from RefSeq and is a predicted model, not a curated record. Gene Ontology annotation, biological process: regulation of GTPase activity.